Ogataea philodendri is the source of this 2031-nucleotide messenger RNA. RefSeq lists its product as uncharacterized. Gene Ontology annotation, cellular component: cytosol. NCBI's taxonomy places the organism in Eukaryota, Fungi, Ascomycota, Pichiomycetes, Pichiales, Pichiaceae. Gene Ontology annotation, biological process: pentose-phosphate shunt. Gene Ontology annotation, molecular function: transketolase activity. The record is from RefSeq and is a predicted model, not a curated record. Bases 1 to 2031 code for a protein of 676 amino acids. The transcript has a single exon.
AUGUCCAAGGAGCUAGAAACAAAAGCCAUUAACACGAUCAGAGUGCUUGCUGCUGAUGUGGUUGCCAAGGCAAACUCCGGUCACCCUGGUGCCCCAAUGGGAAUGGCCCCAGCUGCCUACGCUGUGUUCACCCAAAUGAAGUUCAACCCAAAGAACCCUAACUGGAUCAACAGAGACAGAUUUGUUCUCUCGAACGGUCACGCUUGUGCUUUGUUGUACAUCCUGCUGCAUUUGUUCGGAUACGAUUUGUCCAUUGAGGAUUUGAAGUCCUUCAGACAGCUCAACUCCAAGACCCCUGGUCACCCGGAAAGAGGUCUUCCAGGUGUUGAAGUCACCACCGGUCCUUUGGGUCAAGGUAUUUCCAACGCUGUUGGUUUAGCUAUUGCUCAGGCUAACUUUGCUGCUACCUACAACAAGCCAGGCCACACUCUGUCCGACAGUUUCACCUACUGUUUCUUUGGUGACGGAUGUAUGAUGGAGGGUGUUGCCUCUGAGGCUAUGUCUCUUGCUGGUCACUUGCAAUUGGGUAACUUGAUUGCUUUCUACGAUGACAACAAGAUUUCCAUCGACGGUAGCACCAGUUUCGCCUUCACUGAAGACGUUACCAAGAGACUUGAGGCUUACGGCUGGGACAUUCACGUUGUUGAGGACGCAGACACCGACCUUGCUGCCAUCUCUGCUGCCAUUAAGGAGGCCAAGAAGUCCCCCAAGCCAUCUGUGAUCAGAAUCAAGACCACCAUCGGUUACGGUUCGCUCAAGGCCGGUACUGAGUCCGUUCACGGAGCUCCGCUCAAGCCAGAUGACAUUGUCCAAUUGAAGAAGAAGUUUGGUUUCGACCCAGAAAAGUUCUUCGAUGUCCCACAGGAGGUUUACUCUCUCUUCCACAAGGUCUCUGAAGCCGGUGCUGCUGCUGAGGCUGAGUGGAACAAGGUCUUUGCUUCUUACCAGAAGGAGUACCCAGAACUUGGUGCCCAACUUGCUAGAAGACUCAAGGGCGAGCUCCCAGCCGACUUGGAGAAGGUUUUGCCUGUGUACAAGCCAGAAGAUGCUGCUGUGGCCAGCAGAAAGCUGUCCGAGAUCUGCUUGGGUAAGUUGCAGGCUGAGUUGCCAGAGUUGAUCGGUGGUUCUGCCGACUUGACUCCAUCCAACUUGACCAGAUGGUCUGGUGCCACUGACUUCCAAUCAGAGUCCUCUGGUUUGGGUGACUACUCUGGUAGAUACAUCAGAUUCGGUGUGAGAGAACACGGAAUGGGUGCCAUCAUCAACGGUAUUUCUGCCUUCGGUGCCAACUACAAAGUGUUUGGUGCCACUUUCCUCAACUUUGUGUCUUACGCUGCCGGUGCCGUGAGACUUUCUGCUCUGUCUCACCACCCAAUCAUCUGGGUUGCUACUCAUGACUCCAUUGGUUUGGGUGAGGAUGGUCCAACCCAUCAGCCUAUCGAAACUCUGGCCCACUUGAGAGCCAUUCCUAACUUGAUGGUCUGGAGACCAGCAGAUGGUAACGAGACCUCUGCUGCCUACAUCAAGGCCAUUGAGAGUACCAAGACUCCUUCCAUCCUUGCUCUUUCUAGACAAAACUUGCCUCAAUUGGCUGGUUCUAGCAUCGAGAAGGCCUUGAAGGGUGGUUACACUGUCUACGAGGUUUCUAAUCCAAAGCUCAUCUUGGUUUCCACCGGUUCUGAGGUUUCUCUCUCCAUCGAUGCCGCUAAGGUUCUUGCUGACAAGGGUAUUCCAACUGCUGUUGUGUCUCUUCCAGACUUCCACACCUUUGAUGCUCAAUCCUCUGACUACAAGCUGUCUGUUCUUCCAAACGGCGUGCCAAUUCUCUCUGUUGAGGUGAUGUCCUCUUCGGGAUGGUCCAAGUACUCCCACGCCCAGUUUGGUCUCAACAGAUUCGGUGCUUCCGGUAAGGCAGGAGAUGUGUACAAGUUCUUCGAGUUCACCACCGAGGGUGUUGCCAAGAGAGGUCAACAAACCUACGAGUUCUUCAAGGACAAGCCAUUGAUUUCCCCAUUGCUGACUCCUUUCUAA